AUGCAGAUAAACGAAGAUUCGAAGGCCAUUGCAGACGCUGAGGCUGCGCCUGUUCCAGCUUAUCCAGCGAUGCCCACUGGCGCGCAUGCAGUGGAUCUUGAUAACCUUCCUCAUGGCUACUAUCGAAGCAAAAAUUUCAUCGGCUCGCUGAUUGCCGUCUGUCUAAUGGCAGACAGUCUGUAUCUCGGCUAUGUUUUACCGGUCAACAGCCUGGCCAGGAUCAAUGCCGAUUUAGGGCCGAACACAAACUACAGCAUGAUCUCGACCGUCUCUACUCUCCUUGCCGGUGUUGGUAUCCUUCCAGUUGGACGUCUCGGCGAUAUCUUCGGUCGCCGAUAUUUCUUGAUUGGUGGUCAGCUAUUGGCUCUUAUUGGGUCUAUCAUCUGCUGCACUGCUAAAAAUAUUCCCACUGUGAUCGGUGGUAGUGUUUUCGUUGGUCUAUCGGCCUCUGUUCAGCUCACCUUCACCUUCGUGAUUGCGGAAUUGGUUCCCAACAAAUUGCGCCCACUCGUCAAUGCUGGAAUCUUUGUCAUAACCCUUCCUUUCGGUGCAUUCGGGGGUCUCAUUGCCCAGCUCUUGAUCAAAAACACAGCUCAGGAGUGGCGAUGGGAUUAUUACUUGAAUAUCAUUACCUGCGGACUGUCCCUGAUUCUCUUCGUUUUCUGCUACUUCCCUCCCGGCUGGGAGGCGAAGCAUAAGGGACAGACCUCCCGCCUGGAUGAAUUGAAGUCUUUUGACUAUCUUGGAUUUGUUCUUUAUGCCGGUGGCCUGAUUCUGAUCUUGUUGGGGCUUUCCUGGGGAGGUAAUUCAUACGCCUGGAGCUCAGCACAUGUAGUCGGUGUCCUUGUUGUGGGUUUCAUCGCGCUGGCCGUUUUUGUGAUUUACGAAAUAUUCGUUCCCCUCUCGCAGCCCCUACUCCCAAUGUCGCUGCUCAAGAACCGUGGGUACAGUGCGACCGUUUGCUCUGCGCUUGUUGGUAAUAUGGUCUAUUUCUCCAUGAGUCUCCUAUGGCCAGAAGCUAUUGCUCUUUUGUUCACGACAGAGACAAUUGAGGCCGGCUGGUUGUCGAUUUCCACUGGUACUGGAGUUAUUCUGGGCGAGAUUGCUGGGGGAGCUCUUAUGAAAACCAUUGGGCACACCAAGCUCCAGCUCAUUGUGACGACAAUCCUCAUUACGGCAUUUUCUGGAGCCUUAGCUGCUAUCAACCAGCACAGACAAGCCUACGGCAUUGCUUUUACUGCGAUUGGUGGUUUCGCUGUCGGAUACCUGGAACUCAUCACGCUUAUCAUGUGUCCGUUGUAUUGCAAGCCCGAAGAUAUCGGUUUGGCUAGCGGCUUCCUCGGCUCCGCUAAGCAGGUCAUGGGAACAAUCGCUACUGUUAUCUACAUUGCAAUUCUCAACAACCGCGUCGCUGCCACUCUGCCCUCCGAGGUCUCCAAGGCCGCGCUGAAUGCUGGCCUUCCAAAAUCCUCUCUGGCGAGUCUCUUCGAGGCGCUUUCCGAAGGGACUAGCAUGGAGAAGAUUACCGGGAUUACGGAAAAGAUCAUGCUCGCUGUGGCCGACGCCGCCAAAACUGCAUACUCGGAGUCUUUCCGCACUGUCUUCCUUGUCAGCAUUACCUUCGGUGCCCUUUCCCUCAUCGCUGCACUGGGAUCAGUUUCAGUUGACGACAAGCUUGACAACGUCGUCGCUGCUAAGCUCUCGGGCGCUGGUGCGAGCCAGGAAGAAAUCCAUGAAGAGAAGAUCUGA
This is a messenger RNA of Penicillium canariense, 1749 nucleotides long. RefSeq names its product trichothecene efflux pump. Gene Ontology annotation, biological process: transmembrane transport. The transcript has 8 exons. The record is from RefSeq and is a predicted model, not a curated record. The coding region runs from base 1 to 1749 and encodes 582 amino acids. Gene Ontology annotation, molecular function: transmembrane transporter activity. NCBI's taxonomy places the organism in Eukaryota, Fungi, Ascomycota, Eurotiomycetes, Eurotiales, Aspergillaceae.